This is a messenger RNA of Poecile atricapillus (Black-capped chickadee), 1360 nucleotides long. Its product is annotated as keratinocyte proline-rich protein-like. The record is from RefSeq and is a predicted model, not a curated record. The transcript has 2 exons. The coding region runs from base 10 to 1299 and encodes 429 amino acids. NCBI's taxonomy places the organism in Eukaryota, Metazoa, Chordata, Aves, Passeriformes, Paridae.
AUCAGGGACAUGGCUGGGGACACAGGGACAGAGGGGACAUCAGGGACAUGGCUGGGGACACAGGGACAUGGCUGGGGACAGCAGGGGACACGGGAUAUCAGGGACAUGGCUGGGACAGCAGGGACAUGGCUGGGGACAGCAGGGGACCACGGGACAUCAGGGACAUGGCUGGGGACACAGGGACAUGGCUGGGGACAGCAGGGACAUGCUGGGGACAUCAGGGACAUGGCUGGGGACAGCAGGGACAGGGACAUCAGGGACAUGAGGGACGUGGCUGUUCUGGGCCAGCUCCUCCAGCAGACUGCGGUGCUUGGCUGGGGACAUCAGGGACAUCAAGGACAUGGGGUAUGGGGACACUUGGGGACAUGGGGGACACAGGACUUGGCCAUGGCUGGUGAACAGGGGACACAUGGGACAUCAGGGACAUGGGGGACACAGUGUGAGGGACAGGGGACAUGGCCAUGGGUGACAGGAGUGACACGGGAUGGAGCUGUGUAUGACGUGAGUGCUCCUGCUCUCAGCCACACGAGGGACAGGGGACUCAGCCACCUGUGUCACCAGUGUCACCCAGUGUCCCCAGUGUCCCCAGCCUCGGCCACUGGUGCCAGGUCCAGCCCCGGCCUCUGCCACCAUCACAAAUGUCACAAUGUCCCCAGACUCAGUCACUCAUGUCACGAGUGUCCUGGGCUCAGUCCCCGGUGCCAGCCCAGCCCCAGCCUCAGCCAGUGGUGUCACAACUGUCCCCAGCCUCAGCCACAAGUGUCACCGGUGUCCCCAGCCUCAGGCACAGAUGUCACCAGUGUCCCCAACCUCAGUCCCUGGUGUCACAACUGUCCCCAGCCUCAGUCCCUGGUGUCACUGGUGUCCCUGCCUCAGUCCCCGGUGUCACCGGUGUCCCUGCCUCAAUCCCCGCUGUCACCAGUGCCCCUGGACUCAGCCACUGGUGUCAUGAGUGUCCCAAACUCAGCUGCUCAAGUCACAACUGUCCCAAACCUCAGUCCCUGGUGUCACCGGUGUCCCCAGCCCCAGUCCCUGGUGUCACCGGUGUCCCCCAGCCCCAGUCCCUGGUGUCACCGUGUCCCUGGACUCAGUCCCUGGUGUCACCGGUGUCCCCAGCCCCAGUCCCUGGUGUCACCGGUGCCCUGGACUCAGUCCCUGGUGUCACCGGUGUCCCCAGCCCCAGUCCCUGGUGUCACCAGUGUCCCCAGCCCCAGUCCCCGCUGUCACCGCGUCCCCGGGCUCAGUCCCGGUGCCAGCCCAGCCCCCGGCCGUGACUCAUGUGACGCUCACGGGAUGUGACAGGGACCGAGCAGGGACCGACGGCGGCUGCUCCGUGUCCCCCCCGUGUCCCCCCCCGCUG